Messenger RNA from Branchiostoma floridae (Florida lancelet), 2518 nucleotides. Its product is annotated as ammonium transporter Rh type A-like. The record is from RefSeq and is a predicted model, not a curated record. Bases 329 to 1804 code for a protein of 491 amino acids. Gene Ontology annotation, molecular function: ammonium channel activity. Lineage: Eukaryota; Metazoa; Chordata; Leptocardii; Amphioxiformes; Branchiostomatidae. The transcript has 12 exons. Gene Ontology annotation, biological process: ammonium transmembrane transport; ammonium homeostasis. Gene Ontology annotation, cellular component: plasma membrane.
GUUUGAUCCGGCUGCUGUGCUUCUACAUCGAUCUGUGAGUUUGGAGCCUUACUAGGACACGUCACAGGAACUGUGCAGUGUUUUCAAAACUGUUGUAGGGCCUUCUGAAAGCAUUUCUUGAAGAGGUGCCGACAGUUGGAGAAAUAAGACUGGAUCUGGACGGAAGGUAAGAGGAGUGACGGCUCAAGGCUGAAGCUUAGCGGUGGUGGACUCAGAACCAGACCAGUCUGCUUAGCGACAGGACCUACUAGUCCACCGGGGCGUCUUUUCUACAUACCACCACUCAACCCACGGUUCCAUUCCAACCUAGGACGGCGAUAGAGACACCAUGGCUUGGAGAAGGGGAAAACUUACGGCCAUUCUACUCAUAUUUGAGGUGGUCUUCAUCGUGCUGUUCGGGAUCCUGGUGGUGUAUGAUGACCAGGCGAACGCCACCGCCACCCAGAACAGCCUGACUCCGGCUCAGGGCGGGGCCGAUGCCGACAACAACGUGCUCAGGGCCUACUACCCGAUGUUCCAGGAUGUGCACGUGAUGAUGUUCAUCGGUUUCGGCUUCCUGAUGACGUUUCUGAAGAAGUACGGAUUCGGCAGCGUUGGGUUCAACUUCCUGGUGGCAGCCUUCGUCCUGCAAUGGGCCACACUCAUGAGCGGAUUCCUGCAUCUGCACCAUGGCAAAAUCGUGGUGGACAUCACUACUCUGCUGACGUCAGACUUCGCUGCGGCGGCGGUGCUGAUCUCCAUGGGAGCGGUGCUGGGGAAAGUCAGCCACAUCCAGCUCAUCAUCAUGGCCUUCGUGGAGAUCAUCUUCUUCUCCAUCAACGAGUGGGUCGGACUCACCUUCUUCAAGGCCGUGGACGUCGGCGGUUCCAUGUUCGUGCACGCGUUCGGAGCGUACUUCGGGCUUGCGGUGGCGCGGGUGCUGUACCGGGAGGACAUGGUCGGGCACAGCAAGGAGGGGUCCAACUACCACUCGGACAUCUUCGCCAUGAUCGGUACUGUCUUCCUGUGGCUGUUCUGGCCCAGUUUUAACGCGGCCCUGGCUCCCGGAGACGACCAGCACCGAGCCGUCAUCAACACAUACUUCUCCCUAGCCGCAUGCGCAGUAGUCACCUUCGCCAUCUCCUCAGCGGUGGAGAAGGACGGCAAGGUCAACAUGGUUCACGUUCAGAACGCGACCCUGGCGGGGGGCGUGGCCAUCGGGACGAGUGCAGACAUGAUGGUCCACCCCUGGGGGGCGCUGCUGAUCGGCAGUAUCGCCGCCGUGCUGUCUGUGGUCGGCUACUCCUACAUCACGCCCUUCAUGGCGGACAAGUUGAAGAUCCAUGACACGUGCGGAGUGAACAACCUGCACGGCAUGCCGGGAGUUCUGGCCGGUAUUAUCGGCGCCAUCGUAGCUGCUGUGGCUUCACCGGCACAGUAUGGCAACAGUGUGUACCAGAUUUUCCCCGCCCGAGCUCCCAUCGAAAACAGCACGGAGCUGGCCACCAUCCAGGCCGCCUUCCCCGCUAUUGAGGCUGGUAACGGGCGCUCGGCCGGGCUGCAGGCUGGCUUCCAGAUGGCUGCUCUUAUCGUCUCCGUACUCGUCGCUCUGGUGACUGGCGCGCUCACUGGCCUCCUGCUGCGCCUGCCGAUCUGGGACCAGCCUGAGAAGGACUCCAUGUACGAGGACGAGGAUUACUGGGAGAUACCAGAGGAGGAAGCCGUGGACAUGAACGGCAGUCUGGAGGGAGUUGGGCACAAGAAGCCGGACAGCAGGGCAAGGACCGAGUCCGACACCAACAACGAGCAGGACACCAAAGUGUGAAGACAGGAGAACUAGACUAGUACAGACUAGCCUGGAUACGAGACCCCAGCCCGAACUCAAAAAUGUCUAUCGUGUAGGAUAGAUAGAUAUUUUUUAGAUCGGGCUGGGGUCUGGUAUCCAGGCUAGUACAGACUAGCCUCCUCCACCGACCUUUCUGUGGGCGUUUGUAUGUAUGUUGUUUUGCACUGGGAAGGUUCUUAUGCUGUGAAAGGAAUAUAUGCCAGGGAGCUUGUAGUCGAGUCUGUGUAACACAAACUCCACUGUCCAGGUUUGUAACUGGCCCCUCUCCGCGGAGUCCGGCAGAUGUUGGGCGGGCUGCUAUAAGCAAGAUUAAAUCAGGCUACUUAUAGUCCAUCCACGUCCAUGCCAAACGGCCGUGUUUUUGAUGGGCCUUGUAGGAACCGAAAGGGCACAGGCCCGCUGUGGACAGACUAGAAACUCCCCGGCAUAAGAACCUUUCAGGUGCCAAACAACAUACGAAAGUCCACAGAAAGGCCCAUGGACUGGAGGCUAGAUACAGACAAGCUGGUUAAUCUAGACUCUACCAGGCCUCUAAGUCGAAUUGAAAAAAAAACAGUCGACCCAAAUAGUGAUAGGGAAACGCUAGCUCACCUCUAUCCGUGGAAUAACCUAUACUCGUUGUUAUUACAAAGUUAACAGGGGAUCUAUAUUUGCAGGGAUAUCAAGUCGACAGACUGUGGUUUCAAACUGCAA